AAAGAGAAAAAGUAUUUCAUUUCCCUCUCUCCUAUCCCCUUUUUGUUACCAAAAUAGAAAAACCCCUUUCUCCGCUGAAGCUCGUCACAACACAGUUUUUAAAACUUGAAAGAUGUGUGAAAAUUCGAAACGGGAAUGGUCCAUCAAGGACUUUGAGAUCGGAAAACCACUCGGCAAAGGAAAAUUCGGUAGAGUUUACGUCGCCAGAGAAAUCAAGAGUAAAUAUGUGAUUGCGUUGAAGGUUAUCUUUAAGGAACAACUAGAAAAGUAUAAUAUUCUCCAUCAACUAAGGAGGGAAAUGGAGAUACAGAUAAGUCUUAAACAUCCAAACAUCUUGCGUCUGUAUGGUUGGUUUUAUGAUGACGAGCGUGUUUUCUUGAUUCUUGAGUACGCUCAUAAUGGUGAGCUAUACAAGGAGCUUCGCAAAAGAGGUCAUUUCUCAGAGAAGCAAGCUGCAAAGUACAUUUUAAGCCUCACGAAGGCAUUGGCAUAUUGUCACGAGAAGCAUGUUAUUCACAGAGAUAUCAAGCCUGAAAAUUUGUUGCUUGACCAUGAGGGUCGUCUUAAGAUUGCAGACUUUGGUUGGUCUGUACAAUCUAAAAGCAAAAGACAAACCAUGUGCGGAACAUUGGAUUAUCUAGCUCCUGAGAUGGUAGAAAACAGAGGUCAUGAUUAUGCCAUUGAUAAUUGGACUAUAGGCAUCCUUUGCUAUGAGUUCCUCUAUGGUGUUACUCCAUUUGAGGCUGAGAGUCAAAAUGAUACCUUCCAAAGGAUAAGAAAUGUUGAUCUCAACUUCCCUCCUACCCCUCUUGUUUCUAGAAAUGCCAAACAUCUGAUAUGUCGGCUCCUAGAAAAAGAAUCUUCAAAAAGGCUCUCACUUCAGAAGAUAAUGGAGCAUCCUUGGAUAAAAGAAAACGCGACUGAUAUGACUGUCGGCGAGUAGUAUCUAACGACUUUUUACACGUAGUGGCCUAUCCAUAUGAUAGCAUGCCGACUCUUGAUGUUGAAUUACAGCCUGAUGUUUCUCCAUAAUACACAACUUACUCUGUAUUGUUUCAUUUUUUUUCUUUGGUUAAGUUUGAGAAUGAAACAACAGUUGAACUAAUUCCACCUAGUUUUAGGAGCAUUAAAGGUUCAUGUUUGUGAGAAAGAUUUUUGUAGACCAUGAUGAGGAAGUUUUCAUGUAAAUAUUAGUUAAUGCAAAUUAACAAUGAAAGGUAGAUUUCUUGGACCA
Messenger RNA from Lathyrus oleraceus (garden pea), 1234 nucleotides. Its product is annotated as serine/threonine-protein kinase Aurora-3. Gene Ontology annotation, molecular function: ATP binding; protein kinase activity. Gene Ontology annotation, biological process: protein phosphorylation. The transcript is spliced from 7 exons. The coding region runs from base 113 to 943 and encodes 276 amino acids. Lineage: Eukaryota; Viridiplantae; Streptophyta; Magnoliopsida; Fabales; Fabaceae. The record is from RefSeq and is a predicted model, not a curated record.